Closterium sp. Naga37s-1 is the source of this 744-nucleotide messenger RNA. The record is from the annotation of a GenBank genome assembly. Lineage: Eukaryota; Viridiplantae; Streptophyta; Zygnematophyceae; Desmidiales; Closteriaceae.
AUGGCAGCAAGGCGAGGGAGCUUGCAGGAGCUGCUGCUGUCAGAGGUGGCGAGCAGCCGCUUACCGUUCGGCCCCGAGGGGCAACUGGUGGCGGCGUGCAUGGUGUACCGUGCGCUACUGCGAUGGGGGGAACUAGAGGCGGAGCGGACCAACACGUUCGACCGCAUCGUGGAGGCCUUCCAGCGCGGCUCCCAGGACCAGCUGCUGCCCUCGCAGGCCUAUUGGCUCACCAACCACAUCGUGCUCUACUACCUUGUGCCCCUAAAAGGCACCAAAAGCCAGCCUGCCCCCAACCCAACCACACCUUACCUCUCCCCCUCCUCCCUUCCCCCUCCCCCCCUUUCCCCCACCCCCUCCCCCCCUUUCCCCCACCCCCUCCCCCCCCGGCCCCCAGGUGGUGUACCAGUCGCCAGUGGAGUAGCCCGCCCAGGAGAGUUUCUCCUUCUCCUUCUUCGGCAUGGCCUCCUGCCCCGCCACUCCUGUCAGUGCCCCAACCUCUCAGUCCCUUCUACUCCCACUCCCUUCCAUCCUCUCGCUUCUUUCUACACUCAUUCACUUCGACCGUCUCAAUUAUUUCAACCCUCACUUCGCUGCACCCUCUCACUCCUUUCCACUCUCAUCUCAGACACUCACCUUCCACCUUCUCACACCCUUCCACUCUCUUACUACCCUCCCACCACUCCCUCCCUUCAACCCACGCACUCCCUCCCACAACUCCCUUUCCCCCUGUUCCUAUCCUCCUAG